AGGAUCGCGCUGCACUGUCCCAGCCAUAAACCCGCUGCCCGGCCAGGGGGCCGAUAACAGCGGGGCUGAAGUCCAACGCAGGCAGGUCCUGGGGAGCACAUUCCAACCCGGGGCUCACGCUGUGGCCUCUCCCAGCUCCAUUUUACCGUCGCGGUGGCCGGGAUGGCUGCAGGCGGGCAGGCGAUGCUGGUCCUCCUGGUGCUGCUGGUCAGAACCGUCCUCCCCAGCGGGUCCGUGGUCGUCAACAGCUGCAGCAGCGCGGCUGAGAAGCUCUGCAACUUCAUCUGUGACUGCAGCGACUGCUCGGAUGAGAACCAGUGCGGGUACCUACGGGGCUCAGCAGUGCUGGGCACCCCCUUCACCUGUGACUUCGAGGACAGUGACUGUGGCUGGCAGGACGUGGGCACCUCGACGUAUGGAUGGGUGCGAGGCCGGGCCAGCCUGGCCACAUGGGGCGUGGGGCCUCAUUCAGACCACACCAUGGGUACUGACCUGGGUUGGUUCUUGGCAACCACAUCCCCCCCAGCAAAGACCACGGCCACGGCCUGGCUCAGGUCACCUGAGAUGCGGGAAGCAGCUGCCACAUGUGAGAUCAGAACCUGGUAUCACCUCUCAGGGAGCUGUGAGAGCACCCAAGGACUGAACCAGACAGAGCAGCCAGUGCUGCGCCUGGCUGUGGCACUCAAGGACGAGGUGGUGGGGCUGUGGCAGAGCCCCGAGCGCAGCAGUGAGGGCUGGCACCAGCUGGUUGCCUACCCUGGCCGGAUCACGGAACAGUUCCAGCUCAUCUUCUCCCUUACACAACCACCCACCUGCGGGGCAGAGGUGGCACUCGAUGACAUCAUGUUCAGGAACUGUGGUUUAUCAGAGGUCGAGCAGCAGGUCUGUGAGGCCCAGGAGAGCCGCUGCCACCGCGGCUCCUGCCUGGCACAUCAUCGUUUCUGUGACGGCACUGACGACUGCGGGGACAGCUCGGAUGAGGAUGUGGCACAGUGCGAGAACGUCACCCGCUGCUCCUUUGACCACGAUCUCUGUGGCUGGGAGGAGGUGGCCGGGCAACCGGUGUGGGGCAGGAACACGAGCCUGAACCUGGGCACCUCCUACGGCAUUCCCACUCGGGACCACAGCAACAACAGCAGGGCUGGUUUUUUCCUCCACUUGGGCAGUGGCCGGACUGCACAGGCUGGUGGCACAGCUCAACUCAGCAGCCCCACCUUCCAAGCCACCAACUCUUGUUCUCUCGUGUUGUACUGCCACCUCCAUGGCUCAGCCACCAGCAAACUCAGCAUCUUCUAUGUGACCAACUUUACUAAGCACCUAAUGAGAGAGAGGACGGGAGACCUGGGCAGCUGCUGGGUCCGGGAGAGAGUGAACUUCAACUCGACGGAUCCCUUUAAGGUGCUGAUUGAGGGAGUGGCUGGCAGUGGAGGGACUGUGGCCAUCGAUGACCUGAUCCUGUCUCAGGGCUGUGUGAAGGAGCAGGAGGAGCCGGUGGUCAUGCUGCCGAGCCAGGCAGGUGCCAGCCCCUGCACAGCAGACGAGAUGGCCUGUGACAGUGGGGACUGCAUUGCUGCAGAGCUGGCCUGCGACUUCGCUGACACGUGUGCUGAUGGCUCUGACGAGAAGCGCUGUGGGACAACAACCUUUGAGUCGGGGGCUGCAGGCUGGCACGAUGUCAGUGUGGGGCGGCUGCGCUGGGGUCUGGAGAAGGUCACUGAAUCUGACAGCUUCCUCACAGGGACUUUCCUGGCCCUCCAGACAGGAGAAGGACAAAUGGUGGGUCCUGCGAAGGCACGAACACCUCCACUGGGCCCCUCUGGCCCUGCCUGCACCAUGGAGAUGAGCUACCACAUCCACAGUGACACUCAAGGCUUCCUUGCCAUCAGUGUCACAGAUCACACGACUGGCACCACCCAGCUGGCCUGGCAGACGCAAGGUCGUGGCAACACAACUAGGGGUCGUGUCCAUGUCCCACUGGGAGAAAGAAGCCGUCCCUUCCAGGUUGAGCUGCUGGCACUGGUGGAUCUCCAGGGCUUGGAGAGUGUUGGUGUUGACAAUGUGACAUUCGAGCAGUGCUACCUCGACGUGGUGUUACCCACAGCUGCGGAGCUGUCCUGCAACUUUGAGACGGGCAUGUGUGGCUGGUACCAGGAUCUGUCCAGUGACUUCAAAUGGGUCCACAGCACAGGGCAGGGACAGGGUUCUGACCACACCACUGGCUCGGGCUACUUCUUGUCUGUGGACCCCUCUGUGCCAUGGAGCCAUGGGCAGCGGGCCCAGCUCCUCACCUCCUGCCAGGAACCGGCCACUGCCCCACGCUGUCUCUCCUUCUGGUACCGCCUGGCCGGCCCACAAAUUGGUACCCUGAACCUCAAGCUAUGGCUGGAGGGAGGGGAGGAGGUGGUGCUGUGGACCCACCGAGGAACCCAGGGCAGCAUCUGGCACCGGUCGUGGGCAACACUGCCCACCACGGGCCAGCAGCGGUACCAGGUGGCUUUCGAGGUGCUGCAUGAUGGUUUCCUGGGGGAUGUGGGGCUGGACGACAUCACGGUGACAGCGGGACCCUGUGGGGCCGAGCUCUCCUGCACCUUCGAGGUGGAGAGCUGUGGGCUGGCAGCCAGUGGAAAGGGCACCUGGCAGCGACAGAGCAAUGGCACCGGCACCACUGCAGGCCCUGUGGCUGACCACACCACCGGCACUGCCACAGGCCAUUACAUGGUGGUGAACACAGGCAGGGUCUUUCUGCCUGCAGGGCAGACGGCUGCCCUCACCUCCCAAUUCUACCAGCCCUCCGUGUCUGCCCAGUGCCUGGCCUUCUGGUACCAGCUGAGCACAGGCACCCCAGGCUCCCUCAGGGUGUUCGUGGAGCAAAGCAGGGUGAAGAGAAAGGUUCUGAGCAUGAGCACCAUGGAAGGGAGCAACUGGCACCGCAGCCACGUCACCAUCCAGCCUGAUGGCGAGUGGCAGGUGGUGUUUGAGGCAGUGGGAGCUGGGGGUGACCAUGGAUACAUCGCACUGGACGACCUGCACGUGUCAGAUGGAGCCUGCCCUGAGCCAGCAUCCUGUGACUUCGAGCAGGACACCUGUGGCUGGAGCAGCCCCUCGGACCCCCGCUUGCACAGCUUUGCCUGGGGCUGGAAGAGCGGGAUCACCCUGUCCAAGUACCCUGGCCCUGAGCAGGAUCACAGCCUGGGCACAAGGAAUGGUCACUACAUGCACUUCGACACCAGUGUGCUGGGUGCCAGGGGCACCAGUGCUCUGCUGGAGAGCCCACCCCUGCCCGCGGCCACCGACUCCUGCCUGCGGUUCUGGUACCACAUGGACAUCCCGGAGUACCUCUCCAGCGGGGAGCUGCAGGUGACGCUGCAGGGCGCGGCGGGGCAGCGCACAGUGUGGAGCGUGGCAGGGCACCGCAGCCGGGGCUGGCAGGGCGCCGUGGUGCCGGUGCAGAGCCCCAGUGAGUUCCAGAUCAGCUUUGAGAUAACCACACGGAGGUGGCCGAUGGAGGGGACAGUGGCACUGGAUGACAUCAUGUACAGCCCCGGGGUGGGCUGCCAUUCCAGCCCGGAGAAUCCAGUGGAAGAGAAACCCUCGGGCAACUUCGUGGCAGAGGUAGUGCUCAGUCUGCUCGUGGCUCUCCUCAUCGUGGGGCUGGUGGCUGCUGGGGGCUGGCACUGCCUGAAACAGCGAGGAGUAGCGAGCAGGACACCAACAGAGAGCAACAGUCCCCAGGGCUUCGACAACAUCACCUUCCGGGAUGACAAGGUCAUUAUAUCUCCAAGAGAAGGGGAUGAGUCUUGAAAUUAGCAGCCAGCAGCAGGAAUUGCCUGCGCCCCCCGGGCAGACCACCCUCGACAGGAACCCACACUCCAUCAGUUGCCUGCUCUCUGCCCCCGGCACCGGGGAGCCGGCAACCCGGGGAGCCUGUCCCGGCCAGGGACACACUCACAUCACUACCUCCAAGUGCUCGGGAAAAGCGUUGUUGUUUGUAACAUGAACUUACUGCUUUCAAGACACA
Molecule: messenger RNA, 4018 nt
Organism: Sturnus vulgaris (Common starling)
Lineage: Eukaryota; Metazoa; Chordata; Aves; Passeriformes; Sturnidae
Source: RefSeq, a predicted model, not a curated record